Molecule: messenger RNA, 803 nt
Organism: Onthophagus taurus
Lineage: Eukaryota; Metazoa; Arthropoda; Insecta; Coleoptera; Scarabaeidae
Source: RefSeq, a predicted model, not a curated record
UAUUUUUAUGCUUCAUCAAAGAACGAUCCAAAAAUCAUCAAAAUCUUUGUACGCCUUUGUACUAUCACCUUUUCCUUUCCACCACUCUCUUUCACCUUCUAAAUACGAAAAAAAACUCCGCGUCUCAAGCUCUCUCAAAUGAGUAAGUAGAAGGUGGUCCAUGGAGUUGCUACAGCAUCAGUUAAACCAAGUUAUUAAAUUUUCGAGAUUAUUUGGAUCGAUUUAGUUAUCAGUGUUCGUUAAAUAGUGAGGUGAGCUUGUGCAACAACCGUUUUUAUCUACAAAAUGUUUAUUUUGCGCCGAGAACUCAACGAUAAUAAUGUAGACUUGAUAAACAACGCGUUCUCAACGAGUAUAUCGAUAAUUUAAAAUAUAUAAUCUUUAAAAUGGAGAGACAGUAUUAUUAUUACGCUGGAUCAGAUGGUGGUAAGAAAAGCCUGACUGUUUUCAUCGUUGCAAUCGUUCUAAUAAUCAUCAUAGUUAUAACGGGAUUAUGUGUGGCGUUUUUAGUAGAACGAAUGGUGGCAAAUAUAAUUUUGAUAGUUCUCAUUGCCUUGUUAUUAGUGAUUGGAAUAACGUCGUUUUUAUAUAUUAGGAAAUUAAACAAGGAAGCUUUGCUUGAAAGGCAGGUGCAUAGGACUUUAAACGUUGUUCAACCAAGUGCGCCUCCAAUGAGUAAUCGAAAUACUUGGUCAAGGAAUGAAAAACAUCCGUUACGUUGAAAUUUCUUACCUACAAAGUUGUAAAUAGUGUAAAAAUCGAUUAAAUUGUUACAAAUAAAGUUAUUUAUAGCGAUAAGUUAA